Oncorhynchus tshawytscha (Chinook salmon) is the source of this 1562-nucleotide messenger RNA. Its product is annotated as putative beta-lactamase-like 1. The record is from RefSeq and is a predicted model, not a curated record. The transcript is spliced from 5 exons. Bases 290 to 781 code for a protein of 163 amino acids. Lineage: Eukaryota; Metazoa; Chordata; Actinopteri; Salmoniformes; Salmonidae.
CUGCAGGGGCACCCAUUUUCCCAGAUGUCACUGUCACUCACAGAUGUCAUCAGUCACUGAUGGCUGUGGCAGUUAAUCCAAGAUCCUGGUUCCUGAGUUUGAUACAAGCAGGAUUUAGCCAUGGCCAUGAUAUCAACACCUGUCAGGAUGCUGCAGUGAUCUUCCAAACACACACAGAGCAACUGCACAGGAAUACUGUACAUUUCCGUUCUGCUAAAAGAGGUUAAAGACCUACCCGGAAUCCAGCUUUGUGAUCCUGACAUCCUUUCAUGUUUCUUGCACAUGAGUAAUGGGGAAGACAGGCAGUAAAGUCCUGAGAGAGAUGUCUAUGGAUGGAGUUCAGCCUCAGCAGCCAACCCCGGCUGCUGCUAUAGAGGGGCUCACCAAGACCAAGAAGAUGAAGGUGAAGUGGACUCAGCUGGGCAUGGUGUUCUUCCUGUUGCUCUCUCUGGUCAUGACAGGAUGCUUCCUCUGGCAGUACCAGAUCCCAAAGUUACUGCCAAAUGAGAGCAUGGGAGGCAAUGCCAAAUCAGAACGGAUGUGCCCACGCUUCCCUGAGCCUCUCCCCCUUGAGCACCCUAUCCCUACUCUGAAAGAGGCACUGGAAAAGGUGGACACACUGCUGCGCCAAAUCAUCAAUCCUACUAGUCUUCCCUCUUUGUCGGCCAUUGUGAUUUUCAACAACACCGUUCUGUGGACUGGUAACUUUGGCAAGAAGAACAGAAGUGACCCACUCUCAGCUCCUCCCAAUGAGUACACCAUAUACAGGCGAGCAGCAUAGAUCUCAGGGCUUUUUUGGGCCCUAAAGGGGAUGACAAAGCCAGGUCUGUUUAUGACUCAAAUCAUCACAUGUUUAAGACUCCUACAAAGUUGAAGCUUGUGGUGUUGAUGAUAAGCACCCGUAGCCAAUUCUUAUGCAUUUCUCGAUUCAGGGACAUGCGUGUAGUUAUGUUGUCCGUAUGUAUGACGUACUACAGUACGUGCUCAGAGCAUGUGAAUUUCCUAUCAGUCGAAGCUGCCUUACUGCUCUUAAAAAAGGCAUAAAUGUAACAUGUCAAUCAGCCUCUGAUACAGUUAGCCACUACACCACUAUGGAGUCUUUUAGCACCAUGGGUCCUGUAGCUGUGGGUAUUCUCGCUUCAGAGUACAGCUGUCAUUACUGACCAACAGAAGUCUGCAUUCCCUGAUGCUCAACUUCCAGUUAUGUGUAUUUUGCUAACUCUAACCAUAUGUGGUAGAUAAAUAAUGCAGUCUUUUCAGUCUUUUGUGUGGUAUUGUACAGGCUUGUGCAGGGAUUUUUAUGUAACUGCGCCAAUCAUUCUAUUCUCUUGCCGAUAGAGAUACUGUCAUAGCGUUUAUUGUUGAAACACCUACAAUCCGAGGGGAAGUGACAUUCAGGGGAAGUAACAUUGAGAGGAAGAGGGAAAAUAACAUUGCUAUGUAUCAAAGUAUAGGUACAAUAUCUCACCCUGGUUACACUCAUACAAUACCAUUCAAAAGUUUGGGGUCACUUAGAAAUCCCCUUCUUUUUGAAAGAAAAGCUUCUUUUUUUUAAAUACCCA